GUAUAAAAACGAAUCCCUAUUUUCAUGUCUCUUGGCCUCUGGGAAGAGGCUGGUGAGGUGGCCUUACGGUCCUGUCUCUAGCUUCCUGCAUCCCCAAAUUGGAGCUGGGGUCUGCGGCAUUAGGCAGAGCCUCCCCAUUAACAGAGCUGCCCUGCCGUUUCUCCAGGUGCACCCCGACAUCGGCAUCUCUUCCAAGGCCAUGAGCAUCAUGAACUCCUUUGUGAAUGAUGUGUUUGAGCGGCUGGCCAGCGAGGCCUCCCGGCUGGCCCAGUACUCCGGCCGAACCACACUGACGUCCCGCGAAGUCCAGACGGCUGUGCGUCUGCUGCUGCCUGGGGAGCUGGCCAAGCACGCCGUGUCUGAGGGCACCAAGGCCGUCACCAAGUACACCAGCUCCAAGUGACCCGGGGGCCUGACUUAAAAAUAAAGGGUGACCUGUUCCUGCACACUGGUGAUUUGAAAAAUGGAUGUGUGGAGGUGAGGUGUGAUUUGGGGCAAGGGUAUCGUCACUCUAUGGCCACCAAGGUGAAAUAAUGAUUCAUAUGUUGAAAAACCUGCUUUCUAGGUAUACCCCAUCAGUGACACAUGAUAAACGGUUGAACAGGGAGUGAGCUGAGGUAGAACUCGGAGCUGGAUUAGCAUCCUGGAUAUGCUGCCAGCUCUUUCCAUCACGCUUUCUUUGGGCCUGAAAUUCCUCGUGUUUGUUACUCUUUGUGAUGCCAUUUCUGGCAAACUCAUUUCUGUCCUGUGCUGGGCAUGGGGGCUACACAGAUCCAUUCUUCAAGAUACACAAACAGGAAAUCCCAAACCAGCUUCCCAAGAGCCUGCCAGGAUCUGUAAGAUGUUUUUUCUUUUCCUCUAACGUCUUCCCCUUCAUUUCAGAACAAAUUGGUGGGAAUGUUUUUGAGACUCCUAACUUUCCUGCCCCAAUUUUAUUCUGAAAAAUCUCAAACCACAGAAAAAUCGCAAGAAAGUACAGUGACCACUCGUAUGUCCUCACCUAGAUUCACCACUUAACGUAUGGCCGCAUUUGCUGUCUCUCUCUCUCUCUCUCUCAGCCUCUGCUCUAGUGGUCAUGUGACCCAUAAAUGCCGUCCCAAGCUCUGAGGGGCUGGGA
Messenger RNA from Pteropus alecto (black flying fox), 1117 nucleotides. Its product is annotated as histone H2B.3. Bases 200 to 403 code for a protein of 67 amino acids. The record is from RefSeq and is a predicted model, not a curated record. The transcript has a single exon. Gene Ontology annotation, molecular function: structural constituent of chromatin; DNA binding; protein heterodimerization activity. Lineage: Eukaryota; Metazoa; Chordata; Mammalia; Chiroptera; Pteropodidae. Gene Ontology annotation, cellular component: nucleosome.